AUGUUGCAGAAUUAUUCUGACUUAUUGAAACUCUUUCCAAAUACAUUCUGUAUAAGUGGCUUAAAAUAAGUAAUCUCAUUUUUUACUUUCAUUGUAUUAUGUGUUUCCAUGAAAAUCGUUGCUGCUGGUUGCUGUUGGAGGCUGCAGCUGCUUCUGGUAUUAUGAUUAUUGCUCCUGUCCCCAGUAUGUUUGUAAUCAAUAACAAAAUGCAAUUUACUUUCAAUGUUUAUGUUUCUUUCUAGGUGCGGUAAAAUCACUUUCACACCUUCAUGUGCAUUUUUAACAAUGGCGCCCAACUUUUUACAAGAGUCCCAAACACAUAAAUUUCAUUGAUAAUAAUGUACCGAAUCAGUUUAUGCUAAAAAAUUUCUAUUUAUAAUUUUUCCCGGCAAUGGAUGUUUUGAAGAUUAAUCUGACAGGUCUACUUUUGCAGCAACUCCCACCCUAUACAGUGCGCACAUUUUUUCUUCGGUAGACGGUACGAAUGCACUUCCCCUCUCGCCGUGCAUACGCAUGUGACUCCUACCAAGCACCUGAGAAGAAAUAUGCGUAGAGUUCGGCUGGUGACCGCUAGAGGUUUUCAUUCUUAGUGCGCAUAUUUUGGUUGACUUUUUUAACAUUGCAUUGGCGAUCUUCCUACUCAUCCCUAGUACAAUCUGUUAUUACAUACAUCUACUGUAAGAUAAAUAUCAUGAUAGAAGCUUGUCUUAUAUCUGACAAAAUAAGUUAUAAGACAAAAACAAUUGCGCAAAAUGCAGUAUUAUCGUAGGACAAAUGGUUAAAGUUGAAUUGAUUGAACAAAAAGAUUAUAAGAUAAGAUAAAUAAUAACAUAAAAACACAAAACAGAACAAAAUACUGUUGAAUGGAAAACGAUAUUUACGAAGUAAUAUACGCGCGCGCGCGCGCGUGUGUGUGCGGUGUACACACAUACAUAUAUAUAGACAACGUUUGAAAGUUCUAACCUAAAAUUUUCGAAUAAUGACUAUUACGUUAUUUUUUAGCUGAUAAAUAUCGAAAGAAAUGCGGAUAAAUAUUGUGUUGAUAUAAAGGAAAUUAAAACUUUUGUUUAGUAAUAUAUAAAGAUGCCAACAGUUAUAGCACUAGAUGUGUCUUUAUCAAUGAGGCGUCCUAUAUUAGGAAGCGGAUCUGGUGAAAAUAAUCAAAUUGAACAAUUAACAAGACAUAACUUAGCUGUACAUGGCAUAAAUGCAUUAUUACAUUAUUUGCAAGCAAACUCAAAAUUAGAAUUUGUGGCUUUAGUUGUGUUUUCCUCAUUGUACGAAGUUAUUUGCCCAUUCACUCGUGAUUAUGAUAGCAUACGUUCAAAAUUACAAAAUAUCGAAGAAUGUGACAAGACUUGUAUUGAAACUGCUCUUCAUGGUGUUAAUAAUGUUAUUAUGGCAGAAUGGGGUAAUACUACUGCUUGUCAAGUAGUGUUAAUCACUGAUGGUAAUCCUGGAGUAGGACCGAUGUCUUUAGGUGAUUCUUUGAAUUCCUUAAAUGUAACAAGAGAUGUAAAUCCAUUUCCACUACCUUUUCCUUAUCCAGGAAAAUUAAGCGUUAUAUGCCUUGCAUCACAACAAGAUGCUGGUUUACACGCUGGUUUACCACUGUACCAACGUUUAGUUGAUCUUGCUGGUGGUGAUAGCAUAGUAUUAGUGCCCGAAGCUCCACUUUCAAAACAUUCGGUCACAACUUGUUUUCAAAAAUUAUCAGAAGCUAAUUAUGUGUCUUUUCAAGGAUAUUUGAAGUGUGGAAAUUUGGGUUCUCGCAUUCUUCUUUCACCAGCACCUAUGCCAUACACUAAGAAGACAGAUUUUGAAUUAACAUCUGGGUUAAUGAUAUCAAAAACCAUAGAAAUUUGUGGAUUUAUAUCGGUAGCAGAUGUUGGUAGUCCUAGUGCUAUAUCUAGACAUUUAGUGUUACCAUUAGCCACAGAAAAGAGUUCAAGCAUGCAAGGAAUAUCUUUAGAAGAAGAUUCAGAUACGGAUGAGAAUGGAGAUGAAGGAAAAGUACCAUCCUUUUGCGUGUUAUUACAUGGAGCACUAAAGGUUGAAAAUAUGGUAGCUCUCUGUUUGUUAAACAGUGAAUGGUAUGGAUUUAUAUAUUCAUGGGCAGAUACAAAAAAAAAGUCAAAUUUAAUGUUAACAGUAUUAGAACCAGGUUUAGAUGUUGUGCCUUGGUUAGGUAACUUCAGCAAUUUAGGUCCUAUUGAUGCAGCUAAAGGUACUGCUGUUAGUUUUCCAGUUAGGCCAAAUGACAAAAGGAGUUAUACUCAAAGUGGACCUUCUUGGAUUCGUCAAGGCGGGUUACAGUCAGAUAUUCAGAAAAUUUUAAGGCAUGCAAGAAAGUUACCUGAGAAAACUCAAAACUUCUAUAAGGAGGUGAAUCGAUUACGUAAAGCUGCAUCAUCAAUGGGAUUUAUAGAGCUUCUAGAAGCAGUGGCUUGCAUUUUAGAACGAGAGUGUACAUUAUUACCUCCAAAUCUUAAUCCUGACUGUACAAUUCAAAUGGGUCAUGUAGCUUCAUUGAUAAGGAAACCAGAGUUUCUAGAGCUUAGAUACAAUAUACCACCAGCACGUACUAGAUUUCAACAUGGAGGAUCGUAGAUGAAGUAACAACAUAUCUGUGACAUAUAUAUAUAUUUAUAUAAAAUAACAAUCAUUUUUUUACAUUAAGAAUAAGUUUAGUAUUUUAAAUAGUGAUUUAUUAAAUACUUUGGAGAUACACACAUACAAUUAUAAUUUUUAUAUUACAAAG
Molecule: messenger RNA, 2761 nt
Organism: Bombus huntii
Lineage: Eukaryota; Metazoa; Arthropoda; Insecta; Hymenoptera; Apidae
Gene: IntS14
Product: integrator complex subunit 14
Exons: 6
Coding region: 1084-2610 (508 amino acids)
Biological process (GO): snRNA 3'-end processing
Cellular component (GO): integrator complex
Source: RefSeq, a predicted model, not a curated record